Tachysurus vachellii is the source of this 4970-nucleotide messenger RNA. RefSeq names its product period circadian protein homolog 2-like. The record is from RefSeq and is a predicted model, not a curated record. Lineage: Eukaryota; Metazoa; Chordata; Actinopteri; Siluriformes; Bagridae. Gene Ontology annotation, cellular component: cytoplasm; nucleus. The coding region runs from base 225 to 4196 and encodes 1323 amino acids. The transcript is spliced from 23 exons. Gene Ontology annotation, molecular function: transcription corepressor binding; transcription cis-regulatory region binding. Gene Ontology annotation, biological process: negative regulation of transcription by RNA polymerase II; entrainment of circadian clock by photoperiod; circadian regulation of gene expression.
CAGUUAGCGAGCGCGUGCGCCAGCACUGAGGCAGCAGUCAGCUUCAUUCACUCAGUGAACCUGAGGCGUUUAUAUCACUGUACAACGGGCCAACAAAGACGCACAUUUCCUCAGAACCGGACCGAAACGGAUCGUAUUAUCACUCCUCAGCUUUGUGGUCAUUUCUCACUUUAUCAACUGUGUUUCUACGUUGAUGCCAUGUGUCAGGCCAGAUAAGGUGUCAGAUGUCAGGUGAGUCUGAGCUGAAGUCUUACCUGUUGGGGGGCGGGUCUGAAGAGGAGGAGGAGAGCGGGUCUCCCUGCGGCACCAUGUCUCACCUGCACAGUAUGGGCAGAGCCUCUGAUGGAAGUGACAGUGGAAAUGACCCUCCCGGUUCCCUGCGUUCCCAUCCACCACUUCAUGAGGAUAUGGAAAUGGGCGGGAACGGCUCGAGCGGGAGCGGCACGGAAUCCCAUGGCAACGAAUCACAUGGCAACGAGUCCCACGGCAACGAGUCCGUAGGAAGUUCUAGUGGUAACAGCAAAGACUCUGCUCUGUUAGAAUCAUCAGGCAGCAACAAGAGUUCGAACUCUCAGAGUCCGUCUCCACCAAGUAGCUCAAACGCCUACAGCCUGGUGAGCUCAGAGCAGGACCAUCCAUCCACCAGUGGCUGCAGCAGCGAGCAGUCAGCAAAGGCCAAGACUCAGAAGGAGCUUUUUAAAACCCUGAAGAAGUUGAAGCUCCACCUGCCUACUGAGAAACGAAGCAAAGGUCGAGCAAGCACGUUACACACACUCCGUUACGCACUGCACUGCGUCAAACAGGUCAAAGCUAAUGAGGAAUAUUAUCAGAUGCUGAUGAUAAACGACAGCCAGCCACCCGGUCUGGACGUUUCCUCGUACACUAUUGACGAGCUUAACAGCAUCACAUCUGAAUACACACUCAAGAACACAGAUAUCUUUGCUGUAGCCGUGUCCCUGAUCACGGGGAAGAUCGUAUAUAUAUCUGAUCAGGCAGCAGCGAUCCUGCAUUGCAGCAAGGACGAGUUUAAGGACAGGAAGUUUGUGGAGUUUCUGACACCGCAGGACGUGAGUGUAUUCUACAGCUUCACCACUCCGUACAGGCUGCCCUCAUGGAGCAUGUGCACCGGGGCGGAGUCCUCAGCUACAGAUUUUGUUCAGGAGAAAUCUUUCUUCUGCAGAAUCAGUGGUGGGAAGGAGAAGGAGGGGGAUCUUCAGUAUUACCCUUUCAGAAUGACACCGUAUCUGAUGAAGGUUCAGGACCCUGAAUUGUCAGAGGAACAUUUCUGCUGCCUCAUACUGGCUGAGAGAGUACACUCAGGAUACGAGGCACCUAGAAUCCCACCAGAUAAAAGGAUCUUCACUACAACUCACACCUCCAACUGUGUGUUCCAGGAUGUUGAUGAGAGGGCAGUGCCUCUGUUGGGGUAUCUUCCACAGGACCUGAUUGGGACCCCAAUUCUUCUUCACCUUCAUCCUGAAGACAGACCACUGAUGCUGGCUGUGCAUCGCAAGAUUCUGCAGUACACGGGUCAGCCAUUUGAUCACUCCUCCAUCCGCUUCUGCACACGGAAUGGCGAGUAUGUUACCAUAGAUACCAGCUGGUCUAGUUUUGUGAACCCCUGGAGUCGCAAAGUGUCGUUUGUCAUCGGACGCCACAAAGUGCGCAUGGGCCCUGUGAAUGAGGAUGUGUUUUCAGCUCCUGCUUACACAGAGGGGAAAAUGAUGGACUCUGACAUUCAAGAAAUCUCGGAGCAGAUCCAUAAAAUCCUGCAGCAGCCUGUUCAUUGUAUGGGCUCCAGUGGUUAUGGUAGUCAUGGUAGCAACGGUUCUCAUGACCAGCUGACCACAUCCAGUGAAAGCAACAGCAAUGGCAAUGUUGUAGCAUGCAACAGCAACUCCGGCCAUGAGGAGAGGAACAAGAGCAAACCGAGGUCAUUCCAGGAGAUCUGUAAAGGUGUUCAGAUGCUAAAGACACAGGAUCAGCAGGCCUCCACUUCUAAAGCUGACCAGAAGAAAGUCACAGAAACAAGCUUAAAGUAUCCAGGAGCGAAGCAGAAAGACUCUGCCCCAGUGGUACGAGGUGGUACUGCAGCAGUAGAGGAGCUCAGGGACCAAACUUUAUACUCCUACCAGCAAAUCAGCUGUCUGGAUAGUGUGAUCAGAUAUUUGGAGAGCUGCAGCACAUCCAUCACACCGAAGAGAAAGUACCAGUUCUCCUCUAACACGACCUCCUCCAACUCAGACGAGGAGAAGAAAGGAUGUGACAUGGCGAUGCCCAGUCCGCAAGAUCCUUUGAAGAGCAAUAAGGAGUCAGAUGUAGUGGGAGGGGCUUUAGCUCCUUUGGCCUUGCCCACAAAAGCAGAGAGUGUUGUAUCCAUCACGUCUCAGUGUUCUUACAGUAGCACUAUUGUACAUGUGGGGGACAAGAAACCACAGCCGGAGUCAGAGAUCAUUGAGGAUGUUGUUGAGAGCCCCACCCCUCCUGUGCAAGUAAAUGUUAUGACUCCACCCACAGCCGAACAGGGAGCCUAUAGGAAACUGGGCCUGACCAAACAGGUGCUGGCGGCUCAUACGCAAAAGGAGGAACAGGCGUUCCUGAGUCGCUGCAGAGACCUCAGUCAUACAUCGCUGCAGAAACCCUGUUCAGACUUCCUGGAGAGAGACGGGGAACACACUAUUAAUGGUCCAUCUGUAACUCAUCCGGCCAAACCCGGCACAUGUGGAGCAGAACCGACCACAAAAAAGAGCAGUCGAACAAGAAAGUCAAAGAAACCUAGGAUAAAAAAACCUGACUCAUCAGACAGCGCUGUCUCUCAGCGCAGACUUCGUCCUCCUCUUCAGGGUCUGAACCAGACGUCAUGGUCACCAUCAGAGGCGUCGCAGUCUGCUUUCUCAGUGCCGUACCCUACCAUAGUUCCUGGUUACAGUUUUUACCCUACUACACUGCCCCCUGCUGGUGACCGUGGUUCAGAUGCCCCAAAUACAGAGGCUCCGCCCAGUGCUCCCCAGUUCCCAGCCCCAAUGGUCACACCACUGGUGGCAUUUGUUUUACCCAAUUAUAUGUUCCCUCAGCUUAGCAUGGCACGCCCACCUUUCUACCCGGAGCAGCAGCCGGUUGUCAAUGUUCAGCACAUGCAUCCGAACUACAACAACCAAAAUCAUUUACAACCUCAACAAACACAACCAAACUACACAACCCAGCAGCCUCAACAAUCUUACACUGUCCAGCAACCGUUUACACCACAACCUGUUUACGUGACUCAGAAUCCCUUUCAACCCCAAGCUCCAUUCACCCCCCCACAGCCUUUCCAGAUGCAGUUUGUUCCACAGACACCACUCCCAUACCAGAUGACCUCUGACUCCAGGCUUUCUGUUCCUGAAUCAGCCGAGGUUCCUUCCUCGUCUCCUCUGUCUCGUUCUCCGCCGCUGUUUGCCUCUCACUGCAGCUCUCCAUUACAGCUUGAUCUCCUGCAGCUGGAGGACAAAGCAGACUCGCACAGCACUGCUCCACCCUCAGGAUCCCGGGGGAACUGCAGCUCAGCGCAGGAGAAAAGCAACACUGCCACUGACAUGCCACAGCCAUGUUGUGUUGAAGACGGAGUACCGAGUGAUGCCCUCUCAUCGUCCAGUGAGCUGAUGGAUCUACUGAUGCAGGAGGACUCGGGUUCAGCCACAUCCACAUCCACAGGCUCCGCCUCCAACGGCUGUAACACCUCCAACAGUGGCACAGGGAGCAGUAAAUAUUUUGGAAGUGUGGAUUCUUCUGAGCAUGAGCACAAGGUAAAAAGGAAAGAAGAUGGACAAAACUUAAAAUAUGUCCUUCAGGAUCCUCUCUGGCUGCUCAUGGCCAACACGGAUGAGAAAAUCAUGAUGACGUAUCAGGUACCAUCACGGGACAUGGACAAGGUUUUACGGGAGGAUCGAGAGCGUUUGCGGCAGCUGCAGAAGAAUCAGCCCCGUCUCACCUCGGAUCAGAGACGAGAGCUCAUAGAGCAGCACCCAUGGAUGAGACGAGGAGGUUUACCUAAAGCCAUCAAUGUCAAGGAUUGUUUAUACUGCGAAAACGACGCCAGUACUCUGUUAGAAGAGGAAAUGCCUGAAAUGGACCUUGGCAUUCUGGGAGGAGACGUUGUGCCAGAAGAAAGCAUGUCACACAUACAGGAAGUGGAAGAACAUCCUUCCAGUGUUUCCUAGCAACUCCCAAAAACGUAAAACGAGUUUGCUUUUAGAGAAUAGGAUCUUCUGUGUCACACUACACACAACACACAAACAUUACACUGCCCAGACUUCUUUUUAUGCCAAAUAACCUCAGUAUACCUUUAAGAGUGUGUGUGUGUGUGUGUGUGUGUGUGUGUGUGUGUGUGUGUGUGUGUGUGUGUGUGUGUGUGUGUGUUUUGAGCUUUCAGAUCAGUUCAUUAACAUUAAUACACUGUGAUAUGAGGAAUGAUCAUAUUUGUUAGAACUGGUGUGACAUAAAAAUAGAAUUAAAAUGUGCAAUGUAAAAUGUAAAAUUUAAGUUUAUUGAAUGUGGCAAAAGUUUGAAUAAAAGUAGUGCAGACUGUAGAAACUAUAAGCUGUGUUUUAUUAUUCAUACCACAAAAUGUCCACAUUUACACACAGGACCAAAAGAUACUUGCUGUUUUUAAAACAAAUCUAUGAUGAAUAAAUGCUGUUUUUUGCGAGGUUUAGUUUUUUAUUUUAUGUUUCUGUUUUAGAUUUUAGUCAUGUUUAUUUUUACGUAUACAUCUGGUACUUUUGAUAUAUAUCUGUGUUUAUUGUUACUUUUAAUUGGAGUCUUAGAUGUUUAUUUAUCUAAACUCUGUGCUGCUAUUCGCUACUCUGCUGUGUCUAAAGCAACACUGUGUUAAUGAAGCUGACGAUCACAUCUGUUACUUCCUGUGUGUGAGAGUUUUGUGGUGUAAAAGAUGAAUAAAAAAUGCAGCAUGAGCUCUGCACUGCUUUAUUCAA